Messenger RNA from Benincasa hispida (wax gourd), 2587 nucleotides. Its product is annotated as 6-phosphofructo-2-kinase/fructose-2,6-bisphosphatase. Gene Ontology annotation, biological process: fructose metabolic process; fructose 2,6-bisphosphate metabolic process. Gene Ontology annotation, molecular function: ATP binding; starch binding; fructose-2,6-bisphosphate 2-phosphatase activity. The record is from RefSeq and is a predicted model, not a curated record. NCBI's taxonomy places the organism in Eukaryota, Viridiplantae, Streptophyta, Magnoliopsida, Cucurbitales, Cucurbitaceae. Gene Ontology annotation, cellular component: cytosol.
AUGGGUACUGGUGCGUCCAAGAAUUCGGAUGGUGGGUCUUAUGGGAACGAAGAGCCAGAGGAAAACCUAGACCAAGCAGGUGGGCAGCUCUAUAUUUCCUUGAAGAUGGAGAAUUUUAAGCUCAAAGGCGAGCUCAUUCCUCAUAUUUAUGGCUCUGUUCCGCUUGUUGGUUCGUGGGAUUCAUCUAAAGCUCUCUCUUUAGAACGUGAAUCGGCAUCAAUGUGGGAAUUGAGCUUUGUUGUUCCUCCUAAUCACGAAUCACUGGAUUUCAAGUUCCUGUUGAAGCCGAGGUAUAGCAAUUCACCUUGUAUAGUCGAGGAGGGUCCUAAUCGUCUACUCUCUGGAGGAAUGUUGCAAGGAGAUACCAGGAUGGCUCUUUUCAGGUUAAGUGGUGAUGAAGUUUUGGAGUACAGGGUGUUCAUUAAAGCAGACAGGGUUUCACCCUUUGAUCUUGCUGCAAGUUGGAGGGCAUAUCAAGACAAUCUUCGUCCUUCUGCUGUUCGUGGAAUUCCUGAUGUGAGCAUAAAUUCAGUGUCGGAGACUGGUCCUGAGAAUAGCUCAUCGGCUAGCUUGGAGCUUGAUCUUGAACACUACGUGGUUCCAGCUCCUUCUUCAAACUCAGGCCUUGUAUAUGCAGCUAACUUGACAGAGACUCCUAGAUCAUUGACUGGUUUUGGGGUUCAGUUCAAUGCUGAUGGAUCAUCAGGGAACACAUCAUCAUCUAAGGACAGUGGUACGAUUGGGGAUCGAUCAACGACUUUAAAGGAUAUGACAGUGAUUGUCCCUGAUCCAUCCAAGAUGUAUAUGGGUUCUGGAAUGGUUGAAUCAAAGUCGGUAGGGACGUUUUCUCAUUUGCAAAAGCAAGACAGUCAUAGGGGACUUUUUGUGGAUCGAGGUGUUGGAUCCCCUAGGCUUGUUAAAUCAGCUAGUACUAGCACUUUCUUUUCAGAUCUGAAAUUGGAUACGGAGUCCAAGAAUUCAAUGCCAGCAGCAGCUGGAGCUGUUGCCGCUGCAGCUGUUGCUGAUCAAAUGCUUGGACCAAAGGAGGAUAGACAUUUGGCAAUUGUCUUGGUUGGUUUGCCAGCUCGAGGCAAAACUUUCACUGCUGCUAAGCUUACAAGAUAUCUUCGUUGGUUAGGUCAUGAGACAAAGCAUUUCAAUGUUGGCAAGUAUCGACGCCUUAAACAUGGAGCUAAUCAGUCUGCUGACUUUUUCCGAGCUGACAAUCCAGAAGGCAUGGAGGCACGUAACGAGGUAGCAGCUUUAGCUAUGGAGGAUAUGAUAUCUUGGAUGCAAGAAGGUGGCCAGGUUGGAAUAUUUGAUGCCACAAACAGUACCAGGAAACGGAGAAACAUGUUGAUGAAAUUGGCUGAAGGAAAAUGUCGGAUAAUUUUUCUAGAAACCCUAUGCAAUGAUCAGCGUAUCAUUGAAAGAAAUAUACGUCUUAAAAUACAACAAAGCCCUGAUUAUGCAGAAGAGCCAGAUUUUGAGGCUGGAUAUCGAGACUUCAAAGCUCGACUAGACAACUAUGAAAAAGUUUAUGAACCUGUUGAAGAGGGGUCUUACAUUAAAAUGAUUGACAUGGUUAGUGGGCAUGGAGGACAGAUACAAGUCAACAACAUCAGUGGGUAUCUCCCUGGACGAAUUGUCUUUUUCUUGGUGAAUACCCAUCUCACACCACGGCCAAUAUUGCUCACUAGGCAUGGAGAGAGUAUGGAUAAUGUUCGAGGUAGGAUUGGAGGUGACACUGAAUUAAGUGAGGCUGGAAAAGUUUACUCUAAGAAGCUUGCUAACUUUGUUGAGAAACGACUGAAGUCCGAACGGGCUGCCUCUAUUUGGACCAGCACACUUCAGCGAACAAUUUUGACUGCGAGUCCUAUUGGUGGAUUCCCUAAGAUUCAAUGGCGUGCACUUGAUGAGAUAUAUGCUGGAGUUUGUGAUGGAAUGACAUAUGAAGAGAUAAAGAAAAACAUGCCCGAGGAAUAUGAGGCUCGCAAGAAGGACAAAUUGAGAUAUAGAUAUCCUCGUGGAGAAUCCUAUUUGGAUGUUAUCCAAAGGCUUGAACCAGUAAUUAUUGAGCUUGAAAGACAACGGGCUCCUGUUGUUGUUAUUUCUCAUCAGGCGGUCUUGAGAGCGUUAUAUGCUUAUUUUGCUGAUAGGCCCCUAAAAGAAAUUCCACACAUCGAGGUCCCACUUCAUACAAUCAUUGAGAUACAAAUGGGAGUCACGGGUGUGCAAGAAAAAAGAUACAAACUUAUGGAUUAACAGACCCCAGGGGAUGUUAUUCUAUAAUCUCAUGUGCUUUGAGAAGUUCCCAUACAUUCUUUUAAUUCUCAUUCAUUACUAAGAUGUCGGUGUCAUACAUUGUGCCACUCUUAUCAUUAACCUCCUCUGCAAAUGUGAAUGAUGAGAACUCGUUUUCGUUUCUGUAAUAGUGACGUCUAUCAGUCUAUGUAUGUAACUAAUACUCAGGCAGGAAGGUGGAAUGGUUAAACAAAUGUCUCUUCCAUUCAAAACAGGACUUGGAGGAGUUCAAUUCCAUCUGUGUUAUUCAAUUAAUUGAAAUCAAGAAAGUUUUGGAUACUAA